UGUUCACGUAGUAAUGUUCAAAACACAAAAACAAAUGUGUUGGAAAGCGAGGAAUUUUCACAAACUAUUUCAAUCCCAACAGUUUGCUCGGUUUGGAGUAUCUAAUGCAACCAACUAAGGGGUGGCAGUGGGACGUGUUUAUCAUGUUUACCCGCCAUUUCACACACAAACAAGGCCGCUAAACUGCAUCUUCAGAGAAAGUGACAAAGGGCAGGAUGGGGAGGGGAGGGGUGAGGGAAGGAGGAUGGUUGUGGAGGAGAACGUUUUGUCUGCAGUUCCCCAACAGCAUACAAAUAUGGACAGCAAACGACAAGCUCCGAUCCCCGAGACUUGCUAUUGGGUCCAGGGAACCCACGACAAAUAUUGUCAAAGACAAUAGGGAAAGGCCAUUUUCACGCCAACAUUGCGCACUGUAUUCAGGGGCUGCUUAUCCUCGCCCUCCGUGGUCAGUUGGAGAGCUCAGGGGGACAUAUCGGAGACAACCUGUGUGGUGGGCAGCAACCGGUCCUUUCAGCUCCCUCUGCCCAACAGUUUAGCCACCAGUCUCCACAAUCUGCGCAGCAAGAGAGAACUUCUUCUCGAUCUGUGGCAAGUGAUGACAAGCUGUUGGUGUAAAUCCUGAGACCGCUUACCAACAGCAGGGAAAGAAGAAUUGUAAACGGAAGAGGCAGUUACCAUCCUCAGCAACUUUGAGAGACUGGAGACUGGUUCGUCUUGUCCUCGAGGAAGACAUUUGGAGCCGCAGUGUUCUUGUCAGACAUGAGGCGAGCCUGUCUUGUACUCGCAGUGGCCGGGUGGACCAGCAUCUUCCACCUGCAGAUCGCUGCCCUGCCAGCGGAUGCGUCGGGUGAGAUGCGCGCUGACCUCGGACAUGGCGGUGCAGCAGGAGGGACAACCCCUGACGAGGUCACCGUCAUCCUGGAGGCCAACGCUACGCUGUCAACGCGACCUCCCUACAACUGCAGCGAGUCUCACCGAGCUCAUAAGAAUGACACCAACAAGUUCCAGGUUCGUCAUAACGGAGUCUGGUGGGACCAGGUCUGUCAGACCGGUCUCGUCUGGAACCAGACCCUCUGCAGGUGUGAGUAUGCCGCCAACGAUCUGAGGAUACCCCCAGAGUGUCCGGAUUAUCGUAACCAUGGGAACCAAAGCGGGAAAUACGAACAACGAGUGAACGAGAAAUGGAUCGUCAGGGACUGCAACCUGGCCGUGUCGGGGCUCGUCUGGAAUCAGACCAUGUGCCGCUGUGAGUGGGGGCCUGAUGGGGAUGCCAGCCUCCUAGACUUUGACCGUUCCACCCCCUGCGACACCAUGCUCAACGUGACCUUUGAGGACGGGAUGAUCGACGAUGCCAAGAGUUCCUUUCUGGAGCUGACCUCUGGCUCCACCGUGGCACUACGUCACUACACGUCACGCGAGGGCAAGGUCAACAAGGCGGCCUACUUCGAGGACGCGGCCUUGACCGUGUGGUACUUCGCCGGCAACGAGUUGAGCGGAUCACUACGCGUGGAGUUCAUGUUCAAGGCCGAAAACUCUCCAGCAACAAGGGGGCAGUAUCAGAUCCUUCUCUCCAACGGCUGCAACGUCACGGGACUGGGGUACACCACCCCGUCUCUGGCCAUCGGCUACAGGGCCGAGGACAAGUCCUUCCUGCUGGCCCUCCACACCAGCAACGUCCGCAAGGCCAUUGUGUGCACCCGCAAGCUGGAAGCCUUUGAUUGGCAUCACGUGUCGCUCAUCUACGAAGACGGAACUCUGCUCUUCAGGGUAGAUAAUCAUCCUUGCAUCAUAUCCAAUGACUUUUCAGGAGAAGUAGAGAAAACCGCUUGUCCUCUUACCAUCGGAGCAGACCCUCUGGAGAAGGAGUCAAGAUACAUCGGGUAUCUUGAUAAUCUCGUGGUAGCCCGGUACUGCCGUCGGUUCGUGGAGCAGGCCAUGGUGCCUGACGACGCCGACAACGAGACAGAAUCACAGGACCUCGUGAAAAAACGAAACAAGAGAAGGGGAACAAAGACAACGACAAGCGACAAACCCACCAACGCCCCUGCAACCCAGGCGCCAGAGGAGACAGGAGAGACUGAGAAAGGACAGCAGGGCAAGCUCGGUGACGUCAUGAACGCUUUGCAGUGAUUGGUGGACGGGACUAGUUGUUGGUGGAUGGCAACAGCGAGGCAACCUGUUGGCAAGCCACCGAAGAUGAGGUCAGAGUUCAUAUGGAUGGCAAGGAGCAGGCUGAACGAAGUUUGUGAAGACCAGUCGAGUAAAGCAAAUGAGUUUAAAGGUGACAUGAGUAAGUUUGAAUAAUGUUUUUACACAAGCACCAAAUGUUUAGCUUUCUAAGCCAGAAAUGUGACUUUCACCCAAACACUUAACGAGAGAGCCAGAAAACGGGAUAAUCUGCAUGGAUUAUUGCAGUCAGUCCUUUUUGAUGCUUGAAAAUUCGCUUUUUUGAAGUUUCCAGUCUCCCAGGACGCAUGAACACGGGCACACACACACACGCGCGCAUCGCCGCUUGCACUAAUGUAAAUACAACACAAUCUAUUGAAAACAAUUCCUGUGUUCAUGAAGCAGAAUUCUGGAAUAAAGGAACAGUGGAACCGUCA
This is a messenger RNA of Pomacea canaliculata, 2603 nucleotides long. RefSeq lists its product as uncharacterized. The transcript has 9 exons. The coding region runs from base 760 to 2130 and encodes 456 amino acids. The record is from RefSeq and is a predicted model, not a curated record. NCBI's taxonomy places the organism in Eukaryota, Metazoa, Mollusca, Gastropoda, Architaenioglossa, Ampullariidae.